AUGGGUACCAACUGUAAGGGCGAGACAACCAUUUCAGAAGAAACCAGACAUCUCCUUCAUCAGGUCACACUCGUGGUCUUGAGUAGUUCUUUAUUGCUAGUAGGUUCGCUGCGCAGUCUUGACAUCACCAUUAGUAUAACAGAGAGAGGUUUGCAGUUGUCUGUAUACCCAAUUGAUAUCAGAGAAUCCUUUGAGAGAGUUACUAUGUCUCUACAUGAACAACAAGGAGAUCGAUUCCGGGAGAUAUCGCCAAUGACGGAAAGCAAUAAUACGGGCCUGCGAGAAGAGUCUCAAAUCCAAGUUCCGGCCGCAACAGCAACAUAUACGUCUGCAUCACAGUCCCGCAGCCACAGGCCGAGUAUAAAUUCCGAAGGGGUCACAAUGGACGGCCUGUACGCGGCCGUUGCUGGUCAAGAGAGGCGAAGAUACUCAACUAUGGACGACGACUCAGAUAUUUGGGACGUGCCGAGUGAUCCUUACUGUCAUACUGGAUGGGAGUAUGUGCCAACACCGGCUUCAUGGCACAUAAACCAGCUGUUCUCUCUAAUUCAACCAUGGUCUAUCUUCCAGGGGCAUAAGUCAAGGGUCAGGCCUAAGAGUGUCGGUUCAGACAUAAUUUCAGAUUUGAGCGCUGCGUAUUACUGUCACCAAUACAUAUGUUACAAUCAUAAGCCCCUUGUCUACCCCAAGUACGACUACUGUAACCAGAACGCAUGCCAUGCACGGCUUUUCCUUGUGUUUCGCGCGAGAUUCAAGUCGAAGGGGUGGAAAUGUCUAGGCCAUUUUGAGACGCUGGCUGCAGCGGCCAGCAAGCCUGUGAAAAAAGGUGAAACAAAUUACGAAGAGGGUGAGGUCAAUGAGAUAUACGCCGCCGAUGACGGGCAGACGAGGAUUCCAAAGUUCUCUUCAGGUACACUGCAAUUCGAGUUAACUGGUGUCUAG
Aspergillus nidulans FGSC A4 is the source of this 942-nucleotide messenger RNA. RefSeq lists its product as uncharacterized. Lineage: Eukaryota; Fungi; Ascomycota; Eurotiomycetes; Eurotiales; Aspergillaceae. Bases 1 to 942 code for a protein of 313 amino acids. The record is from RefSeq and is a predicted model, not a curated record. The transcript has 9 exons.